Messenger RNA from Spinacia oleracea (spinach), 2039 nucleotides. Its product is annotated as probable protein S-acyltransferase 4. The transcript is spliced from 6 exons. Bases 416 to 1678 code for a protein of 420 amino acids. Gene Ontology annotation, biological process: peptidyl-L-cysteine S-palmitoylation; protein targeting to membrane. Gene Ontology annotation, cellular component: endoplasmic reticulum; Golgi apparatus. NCBI's taxonomy places the organism in Eukaryota, Viridiplantae, Streptophyta, Magnoliopsida, Caryophyllales, Amaranthaceae. The record is from RefSeq and is a predicted model, not a curated record. Gene Ontology annotation, molecular function: protein-cysteine S-palmitoyltransferase activity.
ACGUGCCAGAUACUAUUAUUGAGAGAGAAAAUUCAAAGAGAAAAAAAGUUAAAUAAAGUCAGAGAAAUUGGGAAUUUUUCAUUUUUUUUCAACAUUCUGAAAACAGAAACUAUUUUUGCUGUUUCACAUUUCACAAGUAAAAGAGAGAGAAGACUCAGAAAGCUCGAAAUUUUGGAAGAUCUUAUCUUUUUUAGAAAGAUUUUUGCUGAGAAUUUUUCGAAUUUUAUUGAUUUCUUUCUAUUUUUUGAAAUUUUAGUAUUUUUUCAGAGAAUUGAGUGAUUUUUGUUUCCUUCUUUGUGGAUUUAAUUUGAUAUGAUUAGAAGGAAGAUUACAAAUUGUUGCAGAUGUGACAAAAGAUAGAAAUUUUCAGGGAAAUUUCUGGGUUUUUUUGGGGGUCUUUUGAAUUUUUCAAUUGAUGAUGUCCUCCAACAACAAACCCAAGAAGCUCUUUCAAGUUUGGAGGGGCAAUAAUAAAUUUUUUUGUGGAGGAAGAUUAAUAUUUGGACCUGAUGUGGCAUCAAUGUUUUUGUCGAACCUCUUAAUUGCCGGGCCAGCAUUGGCAUUUUGUAUAAAGGUGUCUGUGAAGGCGAAAGACAACAGUAAAUGGUAUCCUGUAGCAGGAGUUGGACUAUUCCUAACCAUCUUGGAUUUAGUAUUUCUAUACAUGACAUCUGCAAGAGAUCCUGGAAUAGUCCCUAGAAAUUCGAGGCCCCCUGAAGUAGAGGAAGGAUCUGAUAUAACAAACCCUUCAAUGGAGUGGGUCAAUGGAAGACAUCCACAUUUAAGGAUACCUAGAGUGAAAAUUGUAGUAGUGAACGGUUACACUGUUAAGGUGAAGUUUUGUGAAACGUGCUUGCUUUAUCGUCCUCCACGUGCUUCUCAUUGCUCCAUUUGCAACAACUGCGUACAGCGGUUCGACCAUCACUGCCCCUGGGUUGGUCAGUGCAUCGGACUUCGAAACUAUCGUUUCUUCUACAUGUUCAUACUGACGGCAACAAUGUUGUGCCUAUAUGUGCAUAUAUUUUCUUGGAUUAGCCUAGUGCACCAACGAAGGGGUAUUUUGAAGGCUAUGACACACGAUAUCCUCUCUGUUUUCUUGAUUGUAUACUGCUUUAUAGCUAUCUGGUUCGUUGGAGGCCUAACGGUUUUCCAUUUCUACCUCAUCAGCACCAACCAGACAACUUAUGAGAAUUUUCGCUACCGUUAUGAUAAAAAGGAGAAUCCACAUAAUAAGGGGAUAUUCCGGAACUUUAGAGAAAUUUUUUUCUCACAAAUGCCCCCUUCGUUGAAUAAUUUCCGAGCAACUGUAUCUGAAGAAGACCAGUUACCAGAUGACCGGAUGCACGUGCACCCAUCUUUUAGAGUGGAUUUCAGCUCAAAGGAGAAAAUAGACAUUGAAGCGGGUGAUAAGCAACAAGAUGAUGAAGAUUAUUCACUUCCUAAAAUUUUACGGAAUUUAAGCUACGAUUAUAUGGAGGACAAUUUGAAAAAUAAGGACGGUGAAGACAGAACGAUUGCAGAUCCUUUUUUGGUUGAUGAAGAACCCAGAGUUUUUUUGCAUAAUUCCCUUGCUGAAGACGAGUUCAAUGAUGAAAAGCUCUAUCAAAGAAGUAGCUCUUUUGGUUCCGUGCUGCCAAGCAUACAAGAACCCAGACGUGUUCAUCGCCCAUCUGUAUAACAGGAUACUAAUGCGAGUAAUAUCAGUCAAGUGUUGAUCUUGUUCCGAACAUGAAAUAUCCGAUUAUUUUCUUGUGAAGUCCGAACAACAAAUGCACAUAAAAACAUCAAGACUUGGUGGUGAUAUGGUGGAGCAGAAAAUGAGCUCCAAACAACUCCUCCCCAUGUUACUUUUGCCUACAAGAUUUUUCUAGGGUUUGAAGAGCUGAAAAUUGACAGUUAUGCAUGAUUUUUAUAGGGUUGCUUCAACAAUAUACCAUUCUUUUCUGUCUCUCAAUUAUAUCCUUCUCGCAACUGUAAAUUAUUGCCAACUAGUUUUGACCCCUAUACAGUAUACAUGGUUUCCUCUUUUUCUUUUUAAA